Tilletiaria anomala UBC 951 is the source of this 1480-nucleotide messenger RNA. RefSeq lists its product as uncharacterized. The transcript has 4 exons. Bases 302 to 1351 code for a protein of 349 amino acids. The record is from RefSeq and is a predicted model, not a curated record. NCBI's taxonomy places the organism in Eukaryota, Fungi, Basidiomycota, Exobasidiomycetes, Georgefischeriales, Tilletiariaceae.
GUAAAGCAUGCUUUCGCCUCCUCAGCCGCCAGGCUGCAAAGUAUAAGCCUCGCAAACCUAAGCACACCCUGGUGUCUUUACGUCUUCACGAUCUACUGUCCGUCAAGCUCGUGUCAUUCUGCGAGCAAACCUGCAUCUGGUUCACUUUUUCUACAGACCCCGUUGUGCCCCCUCUUCUCAUCCCAUUCAAUUUGGAGCGCACGUCGAUCCAUUGGCGUCACAGGAUCGCUGUUUGCGACUGAAGCACUGAAUCUCUCAAGUCAAACGUGUUUCCAACCCCACCUUGACGAGACAAACAAGCAUGACCUUCCUUCAAGCAGCCGUGGUAGCGCUCGUAAUUUCAGCAGCUUCGGCGCCUGUGCUGGCCCAAGGAGUCGGCGGCGCCGGUCCCCCUGCUCCCAGCUUGACCGUCACCGCCGCCACUGGCACCUGGAAGCCGGUUGCGCCCACCAGCGGGGCUGGCGCUGGUCUUGGCACCGGCUCGCUCUCUGGUAUGGGCAGGCAGGCUUACAUCAACUCAGCCACUGACUUUUGCCUCUUCUUGCCCCCUAACCCGGUGCAGGAUGACUUGGUGCAAGCGGAGGCGGAUGCUGUAGCAUAUUGCAUUAACGCUUUCAACGGCACGCGCCCCAUGCCGGACGGCUUCAUCACGAGCGCUCACUUCCGGAAAACGGAUCACUACGUUCAAGUCGUUGGCACAUUUAACCCGGCAGUCAUGAAUCUGGACGUGCAAGACUGUGGCGGCGAGUACGACAACCACGGUGCACAAGGUGUUGGCAACCCAGUGGGCGCGGCCAUCAGUGGUGCCAACAACUUUUUCCAGUUCAUUGGCUCUUGCGAUAUCCCUGGUCAGAGCACCUUCGGUAUUCGAGCCUGCAGCGGUGAUGCAGGGACCUCUUACUCCUACUGCAACAACCGGUACGACCUGAUGGGGUUGCUCUUUGUGAUGCCGGACAACGACAUCGCCAACGCAGGCUUUACGAACUGCGACGCCACGGACCCGUUGCCGGUGGGCCACUACCCGGGCGGCUCGACCUUCCAGCAAGGCGACAGCUCGACACCCGAUGCGUCCCAUUACCCGCCGGCGCCCUCGUCGUCCAACUGCCAGACCGUAUCGCCUCCCACCUCAAGCGGUGUGACGUACACAUGGAAUCAGGCUGCAGGCGCAGUGGCGGUCGCUACUGGUGGCAGCAGCGGCAGCGCGAGUGCUGCUGCUCACACCAGUAGCCCCGGAUCGGGCAAGGACAGCGGUGCUGCUCACACGCACACGUCUGGAUUCGUCACUGCUCCAGCGCAGGCCGUCAUCGCGCUGAGCGCCGCUGGCCUCGCAUUCGCGGCUUUCCUCCUGUGAGGAAGGGACGCAAGCGCAGCUUGUCAUCAUCGAACAUCUGGGCGGAUUGCACAAUACGUCCUCUCAUGACACGGACUGGGUAAUAUUCUUGUAUGCAGGACACUUCAUUCGGAUUUUAGUUGAACAUUC